Messenger RNA from Thlaspi arvense, 1168 nucleotides. NCBI's taxonomy places the organism in Eukaryota, Viridiplantae, Streptophyta, Magnoliopsida, Brassicales, Brassicaceae. The record is from the annotation of a GenBank genome assembly.
CAAAAACAAAAAUAAUCGUAGACAAGAGAGAAGAUAAACAUGUCGAAUACAUUCACGAUGAUCGGCGGUGAAGGCCCUAACAGUUACCAACAACAUUCGAAAUACCAGGGAGCAUUGCUUGAAGCUGCAAAGGAGAAGAUCAAUGAAGCCAUCUCCACAAAACUCGAUAUCCAUCUCACUUCAAAUCUCGUUAACAUAGCAGAUUUCGGUUGUUCCACAGGACCUAACACUUUCGCCGCCGUACAAACCAUAGUAGAUGCCGUGGAACACAAGUAUCAAAAAGACAUUGAGUUCCAAGUUUUCUUCAAUGAUUCUUCAUCUAACGAUUUCAACACUCUCUUCAAGAUACUUCCUCCGGCUAGAAAAUAUUACGCAACCGGUGUUCCGGGUUCUUUCUUUGGUCGUGUUCUUCCUAAGAACAUUUUCCAUGUGGGAGUUUCUUCUUACUCACUCCAUUUCGUAUCCAAGAUUCCCAACGAAGUUAAAGAUCGUGAUUCUCCGGUGUGGAACAUGGACAUACAUUGCACCGGAUUCUCAAAAAAGGUAGCCAACUUGUAUCUUGAUCAAUACAAGAUCGAUGUGGGGAGUUUCUUGAACGCGAGAGCUCAAGAAAUCGUAUCUGGUGGAUUGCUAUUGCUUCUUGGAUCAUGUCUACCAAAUGGAGUUCAAAUGUCCGACACCGUUAUUGGAAUGAUGAUAGAUUUCAUUGGAUCUUCUCUUAAUGAAAUCGCUAAACAGGGUCUAACUGAUCAAGAAAAUCUCAAAUUGCCUAUAUAUCUUGCACAUGCGGAUGAGUUGAAGCGAAUCAUCGAGGAGAACAGAUGUUUCACAACUGAAGUAUUCGAAAUAAUUAGCCAUGCCAAGGGAGAGUAUCCGUUAGACCCAGAGUAUUUGACGAAGACGUUUAAGGUCACAAUUGGAGGAUCUGUAGCUUCACCAUUUGGGCAAGAUGUGAUGGAGAAAACAUAUGAGCUUGUGAAAAAGAAAACGCAAGAAAUGCUUCCUCAAAUAGCCAAAGCCGAACCCGGAAUGCAAUACCCCAUUGUGUUUCGAAAAAUUUGAUUUCAUGAUCAGUGUAGAUCUAUGAUGUACUUUGAAAUAGAUUUAAGGAAAUUUAGUUAAAUUGUCUCAAAAGCUACAGGAAAACAAUACAAUAAGUGAAUUGAAA